Molecule: messenger RNA, 691 nt
Organism: Aricia agestis (brown argus)
Lineage: Eukaryota; Metazoa; Arthropoda; Insecta; Lepidoptera; Lycaenidae
Gene: PGRP-S2
Product: peptidoglycan recognition protein-like
Exons: 4
Coding region: 72-632 (186 amino acids)
Biological process (GO): peptidoglycan catabolic process
Molecular function (GO): N-acetylmuramoyl-L-alanine amidase activity; zinc ion binding
Source: RefSeq, a predicted model, not a curated record
CAGUAGCCUCCGGCAUAAUUUAAUCAGCAUUGCUAAUAACUGAUUCAUUAAUUAUAUAUUAUACUUUCAAAAUGAAGUAUUAUUUGUUAUUUACAAUUGCUGUGUUGAAAACAGUGUUCGCGAACGAAUGUGGAGUCACACCGAUAGAAGUAUGGGGCGGGUCCUCCUCCAAGCGAACAGAAUGGCUGCCAAGUCCUGUGAACCUGGUGGUGAUCCAGCACACCGUCACUACGGAGUGCAUCACCGACGAGGAGUGUGUCCGAAGCCUGAGGGCCAUACGAGCUCACCAGCAGAGCACAGGAUUCAUUGAUAUUGCCAUAUCGUUCCUCAUUGGAGGCAAUGGUAAAGUGUACGAAGGCUCAGGAUGGAGAGAGGGAGCACACACGGCGGGAUACAACAACAGAUCUGUAGCCAUUUCCUUCAUGGGAGAUUUCAGAUAUAAACGUCCAACGCCCGAAGCUAUUAGAGCGGCCCAGGAGUUGAUUGUGUGUGGAAUGCACAAGAAGCGGCUCGGCUUCAGCUACAAGCUGGUGGGCCAUCAGCAGCUGGUCCCCACGCUUAGUCCUGGAGCUGAACUGCAGAGGGUCAUCGAAACUUGGCCCCAUUGGGUCAGUGACAUCAGAGGCCUGUAGUUGUAUGGACGAAGAAAAGCCAGCCCCCGUAGACAAGUGGCAAAACGCUAACACUAACG